Molecule: messenger RNA, 1634 nt
Organism: Spizellomyces punctatus DAOM BR117
Lineage: Eukaryota; Fungi; Chytridiomycota; Chytridiomycetes; Spizellomycetales; Spizellomycetaceae
Product: meiotic recombinase Dmc1
Exons: 6
Coding region: 307-1233 (308 amino acids)
Biological process (GO): DNA recombinase assembly; reciprocal meiotic recombination; mitotic recombination
Cellular component (GO): condensed nuclear chromosome; nucleus
Molecular function (GO): ATP hydrolysis activity; double-stranded DNA binding; ATP binding
Source: RefSeq, a predicted model, not a curated record
ACGGUCUAGCUCCCAGGGCGACACAUCGUUCUUUUUCCUUCUGCAAUAUUUCAGCUUCACUUACAGUAGCAUAGUGUCGUCCGGUGCUCCUGUUUGCUGCUUUUCAAAACACACUCUCUACAUCUCAACCGAACGCGGCUGUACUCUGUUCCUUCUGUCAAGAUGACGGAUAUGCAAGAUCAACUGGUUGCCGAUGAGGAGUUCGAAGAGGAAUUUGAGGUCUCCCCGGUAAUACUAUGUCCUGUUGCACUCUAAUGGUUAUUCUUCUCUCAUCACCCGAUAUUGAUUGGAUGCUCUCAGGAUUUUAUGGAGGUGGAGAAGCUCCAAGACGCUGGAAUCAAUAGUGCAGACAUUCAAAAAUUGAAAGGGAAUGGUAUCACCACCGUUAGGGCCGUCCAGAUGACAACGUGUCGCAAUCUCGCGAAAAUUAAGGGCUUAUCUGAAGCCAAGAUUGAAAAGAUGAAAGAAGCCGCGAACAAGCUGCUCCCUUGCAGCUUUAUGACGGGAACUGAGCUUGAAUCGAAGCGGAAAAGUGUAGUUCGCAUAUCCACAGGCUGCAAGGAGUUUGACACUCUCCUUGGGGGAGGCGUACAGACCAUGUCAAUCACGGAGGCAUUCGGCGAGUUCCGUACAGGAAAGACGCAGUUGUCUCACACUCUCUGUGUCAUGGCGCAACUGCCAACGUCUAUGGGUGGCGGUAAUGGGAAGGCCGCGUUCAUCGACACCGAAGGCACCUUCCGUCCAGAGCGUAUCAAGGCCAUCGCAACCCGCUUUGGAGUUGAUGGAGAAGCGGCACUUGAUAAUAUUGCAGUGGCUCGGGCGCACAAUAGCGAGCACCAAAUGGAGCUCUUGAACCACCUGGCUGCGCGACUUUGUGAAGAACGGCAGUAUCGCUUAGUAGUCAUUGACUCGAUCAUUGCCUUAUUCAGGACAGACUAUAGUGGCCGUGGAGAGCUUGCCGAGCGUCAACAGCGUCUUAAUCAGAUGAUGGCGAAGCUGAUGCGUAUUGCGGAAGAGUUCAAUGUUGCCAUAUUUAUCACGAAUCAGAUGUGCGCGGACCCCGGAGCAGGAUUGACGUUCGUUGCUGAUCCCAAGAAGCCUAUUGGUGGACACGUUUUGGCUCACGCUUCGACCACUCGCCUUUAUCUUCGCAAAGGGAGAGGAGAAACAAGGAUUUGCAAGAUUUAUGAUUCACCAGACGUACCGGAAUCGGAAGCGGGUAAUGUUUACUAGUCUUUCCUGCCUGCGUUUAAUCUAAUGUUAGAACAUUUCAGUGUAUCAAAUCACCGAAGGUGGUAUUGCGGAUGCUAAAGACUAGUUGUUCCAACCGUUACCUAUAUCUUGGACUGGCCUAUUCAGAUAACAUCGUUAGAAAGCAUAGAGUUGAAGGUUGUUUGACAUUUCUGUGGCCAUAGCCUAUUAUUUCGCGGUUUGUUUGGGACAUGUUACGUUGCUUCUCUUUGCAUGCAAUAACCAGCGAAUGUAGUACACUUGACCUAUUUAGCCUACGUCAAUAGAUUCACUGUCAAGUAUAGAAAACUGUCUAUACUUAGCCCUUGGAUCAUCUGUACACCAUCGAACUUCCUGUAGCACGUGCUACAUUGCAUUUAACCAUAUCUAGGUGCAGGAGCCAU